This is a messenger RNA of Punctularia strigosozonata HHB-11173 SS5, 2763 nucleotides long. RefSeq lists its product as uncharacterized. The record is from RefSeq and is a predicted model, not a curated record. NCBI's taxonomy places the organism in Eukaryota, Fungi, Basidiomycota, Agaricomycetes, Corticiales, Punctulariaceae. Bases 1 to 2763 code for a protein of 920 amino acids. The transcript is spliced from 9 exons.
AUGACUCGAUGCAGUGUAUUCUCCGAGGAGGAGAAUAAGUGGAUGGAGAAGUAUCUAAGCGAGUGGGGGACCACCAAGUCGAAGAUUAACUUCAUGUUGAAGAUCUCGCCUCUGUUCUUCAAGGACUUCCCUAUUGAUCCGACGCCAGAGGAGAUAGCGAGUUGUGGAGGAGAUGUCGCGCAGGCGAGGGUGCAUGAGGAUGUUGUGCAGCGCUAUAAGGAACGCAAGGCGCAAAUCAAGACCUGGUUCGCUAACCACAGCCGCGAGCGCGGCACUGGUCCUGACAUUCCUGGCAUCAAGCGUCCCGUACGAUCUCGUGUGCUCUCUCUCGAGACCAAACCCAGGAAGCCUCAGGAGUAUCAAGCAUGGCAACGCCUGUACUAUCACAAUGAAGAUGUGCAAGCGGAAUACAAGGCCGCCUGGGCACAGGCAAUGAAAGAGGGCUGGACGUCCGAUCAACAGGUCAAAUUUCAGUCGCAAUUUGCCCAGCAGCAUCUCGACGCUGCCGAUCCAGAGACGCUUCAAGCCGUCCAGGACUAUUGCAAAGAGGGUUAUCUCCAAAGGGACGAUUUAGUCCUUCCGGUUGGCGUCCAGGACACGGAGGAUAUGCGACGAGCAGCUAUCGAUAAUCUACCGCAUACUAUAUCAGCAGCAGCAGAGAGCUGGCAUCGACAGACCGGUUUACAAAUCUCUAUCAUGGUUGGCGGACCCUUCCCGCGCUCAGAAACUGCGGAAAUCCAGACCAUGUACUAUGGCGCCGGCAAGAAUCUCCUUGGAUGUGAGUUCGUCGACGUCAACUCCGACUUCAAGACGGACUGGCGAGACGUGUUCCACGCCUUCUGUGAAGGUUCAUACACUUCGCAGGAACGCAUGCGCCGCCGUGUUGUUGUUGCGGCUGAUAAUUCCGCAAAGCCUGGCUCAGCGCCUACCGCGAGUUCUUCCACGGUCCUCCCGCAAGCUGACGAAAACACACCGCCGAUUGGAUGUGCACCUCCUGCCGCCGUCGCUAUGCGACCACAUGAUACUGCAUUAAAACCAGUCAACAAGCCUGUGGAUGACGCUAUCGAUCCUCAACUCCUGGGACUCAUUUCAUUCUCGGAUAACGCCCAUAUUGAAGCCCCAGCAUCUGUCCCGAUCCAACAGCACCUCCAAGCAGCCUUGCCCCAGACGCCUCAUUCGCAGCCUGCGACCACCUCCCCUCCGCCCGUUACGAUCCUCACAGCGCCUAUUCCAGCUUCACCUGAGGUCGCUUCAGGCUCCGGCGAUGUCGGCCUUUCAGGUGCUGCGAUCGGGACGCCGGUUUUUCAAGACCCCGCAACCCCUUCGCCUACGACGCCUUCCUCGCAGCCUGCGAUCACUUCCCCUCCACCCGUUACGGUCCUCACGGCGCCUCUUCCAAUUGCACCUGAGGUCGCUUCAGGCUCCGGCGAUGUCGGCCUUUCAGGUGCUGCGAUCGGGACGCCGGUUGUUCAAGACCCCGCAACCCCUUCGCCUACGACGCCUUCCUCGCAGCCUGCGAUCACCUCCCCUCCACCCGUUACGGUCCUCACGGCGCCUCUUCCAACUGCACCUGAGGUCGCUUCAGACUCCGGCGACGUUGGUCUUGCAGGUGAUGCGAACGGAACGCCGGUUGUUCAAGACCCCGCAACCCUUUCGCCUACGGCGCCUUCCUCGCAGCCUGCUAAUGCUUCUUCUUCAUCAGUCACCGCCCUCUCUGAACCUCGCCCAGCUGCACCUGAGGUCAUCGCAGGCUCUGUCGGCAUCGGUCUUGCAGGCGCUGCAGUCGGAACAUCGACUCUUCACGAUCCCGCAACCCCUUCGUCCACGACAUCUCCCUCGCAGCCUGCCAGUGCCCUCUCUUCGUCUGUCCCUGCCCCCGCUGCGGCUGAGAUCGCCGCAAGCGGCCCAACCGUCGACUCUCAGGGCGAUGCCGUCCGACCAUCUGUGUCAGAGGAUGAUUCAGAUCAUCCCGUCCUCUCGGUGACAUACUCAGAUCUGGACGAAGAGGAGAACGCUCUGCCUUCAGCAAAAAAAAUCCAGACCCGGGCAUCUUCGCGGCCAAAGAAGCUCAAAAUUACAGGUGCCGAGGGAUUUACUCUCGACUUCUCUCAGCCGACUGGUGACCUCGUCAAGAACAUCAGCUUGUCCAAGGACCUUCCCGAAUACUUCACGGCUGCAGUUGCUUUUUUUGCGGAGGCGGUGACCGAGCCCGCAUUCGUCAACAUGCUUCGAGCCUACAUCCUGUUUGAGGCAAAGGCACGAUUCCUCAGCCGGAACAGCGUUACGAAGUCCUUAAUGCGUCCGUCGAUGACCACGAAGUGGAUCAACAACACCAAGCGCACGACAUACAUGGUCACCUGCAAUGAACCUCAAAAGGACUUUUUUUCCUGGAAUGCGUGGUGGAUCUCGUUGCAGCCGAGCUGGCGCUGCCGCCCAAGUGCACCACUUUCACGUGCAGUUCCCCGUGGUCAGAGCACCACCUUCCCCGAAAUUAAGAACGGCAAAAACGGGGUCGUCGUCGUCGUACUAACUUUGGUUUGGAUUUUCCUUGGCGCCAUGGCCCGCAACGAGGGCGGGGUCAACGUCAAAGUACUCGAGGCCGUCGAGGAUGUCACCUGGGUCUUGACAUUGGCAACCAAGACGCCCGCGACCGCGGACAUUAACGAACCGCGGCGUACUCAAAAACGUUCCGCGAAGACGGCUGCUAUCAACGAUGAAAACGACGUCCCUGCAAAGCGUACUCGCAAGUCCAAGACCGCGUGA